CAGCUCACCAAGCUAGCCCACAUCCUCACUGCUCAGCUCCAGUCGGGUAUCUCGCUCCUUGUUAGCAUGUCCUGAUAAGCUAAUCUUUUCUGUGUCUCUUUUUUUUUUUUGUCGUCGCAGCCACAAUGGUGAAGCAAUAGCAUGACACCCAUUGUAAGUGUACAGUUUUGAGCUCAGCUCGAGCAUGGCGGACCGUAAGGGAAAACCUGUCACUCCAGUUAAAACACUCAGGAAGAAGGAACUAGAUGUGCUCAAGAAAAAGGAGGAAGAAAAAGCAGCGGAGGUUUUCGAGGAGUUCUUGGCAUCGUUUGAGAGCAGCAAGAAAGGCAGAGCCAAGACCUUUGUUCGUGGGGGAAUCGUGAACGCAACUAAAGCAGAGGAAGCAGAGGAGGUCAAGAAAAGCAAGCUGUAUCAACCUUCUACCAAGUUGUUCUCUGUGGCCCAGCAUGUCUCACCAGUGUCAUCUGCUGAAAGCAAAAAGUCUACGUUCAAAAGAAGGACAGAAGAGAAGAAGAAGAGUAAUCUCGAACUCUUCAAAGAAGAACUUAAGCUAAUACAAGAAGAGCGAGAGGAAAGGCAUAAAAGAAAGAAAAAUGACCCAGGUGGAGGUGGAGCAGGAGGAGGAGGAGGAGCUGCAUAUGGAGAUCUGGACAUACCACUGUCAGGACGAUCAACGUUAUAUGAUGACCUAACUGUGCCAACCACCACUAACCUCUACAUUAGCUGCAUUAGCCCAAAGAUGAACGAGGAGAUGCUCUGCAAAGAGUUUGGCAAGUACGGGCCCUUGGCCAGCGUGAAGAUCAUGUGGCCCCGAACAGACGAGGAGCGCUGCAGGACGUCCAACAGAGCCUUUGUGGCUUUCAUGACGCGGAAAGACGCAGAAAGGGCCCUGGCUGCACUCGACGGUAAAGUUAUUAUGGGGUUUGAGAUGAAGCUGGGCUGGGGCAAACCAGCUCGCAUUCCACCUCAGCCUCUCUACACACCGGUGGGGGUGCGGGCCACGCCGCCACCCCCGUCCGGGCUGCCGUUCAACGCUCAGCCGAGGGAUCGCUUCCGCAAUGACUUCACCAAGCCACUGGGCAUGUCCAAAGGAGAUCUCGACAAGACUCUGUCCGAAGCCGUAGUCAAAGUGGUUAUCCCAACCGAAAGGAAUCUAUUAUUCCUCAUACACAGGAUGAUAGAGUUUGUGGUGCGUGAAGGCCACGUAUUUGAAGCUGUAAUAAUGGACAAGGAGAAAAACAAUCCAGAUUAUAGGUUUCUUUUUGACAACAAAAGCCAAGAUCACGUGUACUAUCGUUGGAAGCUGUUCUCCAUCCUGCAGGGAGAGUCCCCGACAGAGUGGAGGUCAACAGAUUUCCGUAUGUUCCGGGGAGGCUCCUUAUGGAGACCCCCCAUCCUAAACAACUACUCUCACAGAGGUGAAGAUAAGGCUGAGGUGGAGGAGGACGCCCCCCCUGAGGAGGAGGUGAAGAAAGGGCAGCUCAGAUCUGAGCACAGACAGAGACUGGAGACAAUCCUUACAGAGCUCACGCCGAGCAGAGAAGAUAUUGCCAACGCCAUGCUGUUCUGUCUGGAGCGAGCGGAUGCUGCAGAGGAAGUCGUGGGAAACAUCACUGAAUCUUUUUCCUUGCUUCAGACGCCUCUUCAGAAGAAGAUUGCCAGAUUGUAUCUCGUGUCAGACAUCUUGCACAACUCGUGUGCCAAAGUAGCCGGUGCAUCAUAUUAUCGUAAAUAUUUUGAACCCAAGCUCACACAGAUAUUUGAAGGCCUUAACGCGGCACACAAAAACAUACAAGCCAGGCUGCAGGCUGAGCAGUUUAAGCAAAAGGUCAUGAGUUGUUUUCGAGCAUGGGAAGACUGGGCCAUCUACCCGGAGCCUUAUCUCAUCCACCUUCAGAACGUCUUUCUGGGCUACGCCAAAGCUGUGGAGGAGCCGACCGAGACGGCAGAGGUAGUGUCAUUUGAUCUCGACGGUGCGCCGAUGGACAGCACACCUAUAGACGGGUUACCUUUGGACAGAGCUCCUGAAGAUGACCUGGACGGCUGCCCCAUGGGCUGGGGGCCCCUGGAUGGAGUCUCUGCUGAUGACAUAGACGGUGUUCCCUUAGGAGUCGCCGUUGAUGACAUUGACGGAAUGCCCUUAGAUGAGAGCAACGUUCGUCUCUCUGGAGUGCCUUUGUCUAAGUGGGAGACAACAGGUGAUGUUGGGACAUUUUCUCAAGCCAAGACUGAGUCGAAGUGGAACAUGGUGGUGCAGCAGGACAGUGAAGAUGAAGUGAACGCAAGCGUCAAAUCACAGGACGGGGGCGAGGACUCAGAGAGCGACAGUAGCGAUGACUCCUGCAGUUCGUCCAAAUUUGAAAGUGCGGACUUCCAGAGCUCGCUCAGAAGUUUUCAGAUGUCUGAGAGCAAAAGGAAAAGGUUGAGAGAGCUGGAGGUAAAGGUUAUGAAGAUCCAGGAUGAACUGGAAUCUGGCAAGAGGUCGAGGAAGACUGGAAUGAGCCUCCAACAACAAGUGGAGCACUACAGGAACAAACUGCUACAGAAGGAGUUUGAAAAAGAUGACAAGAAUGAGACACUGACAUCAAAAUCUAAAGACAAGUCAAAGGAUGACAGAAGGGAGAAAGAGAGGAGCAGAAGAAACGAUGACGGGGACAGAAGGCGACAGCGGAGUAGAGAUCCUGAUGACCACACCCGGAAAUCGAGAAGCAUCUCUCCCUUGAAGACAAGGUCUCCGAAGUGGUCCAAACGUUCCCGAUCCCCUUCACCAAACCGGAAAGCGGGCAAGUCCAGGUCACGGUCGCCGCAUCGCUCCCACAAGAAGGCGAAGAAGAGCAAACAUUGACUCUCACCUCUGGACCUUGUCAUGCAUUGGUCUGCUGGCAUGUCCCAACUCCAACUCUCCAUGCAAGAUUCAGUACCCUUUUGUAUAAUAAAAGUUUGGACACUGUAACUAAUUAUAUAUAUUUUUGUUUUAAUGUUUGUUUUUAAAAUGAUAACCACAAAUGUUGCCGCAAAGCUCUGACACUAAAUAAAUCACUGCUGGUGAUAA
Messenger RNA from Acanthopagrus latus (yellowfin seabream), 3052 nucleotides. RefSeq lists its product as uncharacterized. The transcript is spliced from 24 exons. Gene Ontology annotation, biological process: RNA processing. Gene Ontology annotation, molecular function: RNA binding. The coding region runs from base 185 to 2845 and encodes 886 amino acids. The record is from RefSeq and is a predicted model, not a curated record. Gene Ontology annotation, cellular component: nucleus. Lineage: Eukaryota; Metazoa; Chordata; Actinopteri; Spariformes; Sparidae.